This is a messenger RNA of Hippopotamus amphibius kiboko, 1587 nucleotides long. It is a transcript of the gene LIX1, whose product is annotated as limb and CNS expressed 1. Gene Ontology annotation, biological process: autophagosome maturation. Bases 115 to 963 code for a protein of 282 amino acids. Gene Ontology annotation, cellular component: cytoplasm. The transcript has 6 exons. Lineage: Eukaryota; Metazoa; Chordata; Mammalia; Artiodactyla; Hippopotamidae. The record is from RefSeq and is a predicted model, not a curated record.
AAAAGAGAUUCUUUGGUAAUCCUGUGCAUCAAUGAGCUGCACAAAUUCAGACCAGGACUGCAAGAAUUCAGGCAUGAGGACACUGUGCAGCAGGCUCGCACAGGCAGACCCAAGAUGGACAGAACCUUGGAAUCCCUGAGACACAUCAUUGCCCAAGUCUUGCCUCACAGAGACCCGGCUCUGGUCUUCAAAGACUUGAAUGUUGUGUCAAUGUUACAGGAAUUUUGGGAAAGCAAGCAGCAACAGAGGGCUGCAUUCCCAAGUGAAGGUGUGGUGGUCUAUGAGUCACUUCCAUCUCCCGGACCACCUUUCGUGAGUUAUGUGACCCUCCCAGGGGGCAGCUGUUUUGGCAACUUUCAGUACUGCUUAAGUAGAGCUGAGGCCAGACGGGAUGCAGCUAAAGUGGCCUUAAUCAACUCCCUCUUCAAUGAGCUGCCCUCUCGCAGGAUCACCAAGGAAUUCAUUAUGGAGAGUGUGCAGGAAGCAGUUGCCUCCACCAGCGGCACUUUGGAUGACGCGGACGACCCCAGCACCAGCAUCGGAGCCUAUCACUACAUGCUGGAGGCAAACAUGGGGAAGACCAUGCUGGAAUUUCAGGAGCUUAUGACCAUUUUCCAACUAUUGCACUGGAACGGAAGCCUAAAAGCCCUUCGUGAAACAAAGUGUUCCCGACAGGAAGUCAUCUCCUACUAUUCCCAGUAUUCCCUAGAUGAAAAGAUGCGCAGCCACAUGGCCCUGGACUGGAUCAUGAAGGAACGGGAGUCACCAGGAAUUCUCUCCCAAGAGCUCCGAAUGGCCCUGAGGGAGCUGGAGGAAGCCAGGAAAGCAGGACAAGAACUACGUUUUUACAAAGAAAAGAAAGAAAUCCUGAGUUUAGCCUUGACUCAGAUCUACAGUGAUCCUGACAAUUCCUCACCCAGUGAUGAUCAGCUGAGCCUGACGGCCCUUUGUGGCUAUCACUAGCAAGGCCAGGUCCCAGCCGCCCCUGAGGUGUGGGCAGAGGCCGGACUCUAACAUUAGGAAGCUCAUUGAAGGAGGUCAUCAGAGGCUUUAGCACCUAUAGAUGCUACCUGAAGGCUGUACUAAUUCUCCCCACCCAUUCCAUUCACAGAAAUCUCAGAGCAGCAGGACCCUUACAAGAUCUAACAUCCCACUCAAUGCAGUUUCCCCAACACCCUCUCAAUGGUUCCACCUCAGACUGAAAGGAUGGAGACAGGAUUGUUUGAAAAAUAAUUUUCCAGGCCUGGCUUCAGCCAGAAGCCUGGCUGACAUGUGCCUUGCUAGGCUGUAUACGUUGUAUAAAAGAAUGGGCCAAUGUAGCAUCCCCGAAAAGAACACCAGCCAGGACUGGGGAAAGUAGCAUGAUAGCAAUUAAAAAAUACUUGGGAUUAAAUAAACAUGUGGAUUGUUUUAAAAAAUAUCCAGGGGUCAGAGUUUCUUCCUAAGCUUUGUAAACUGUAAUAUCACUUACACUCUAGUAGGUGUAAUCCAAAACUUCAGUGGGAAUUUUAUCUGGACAUCCCACUAUCAAAGAUUUUGAAGUGGUAAUAGUAUGAAAAUGCUAUAUAAAUGUAAUGUGGCUUAAAA